AUGGGGACGCCACUCAAUUCGCCGGGCCGGGCUCGUCCACCCCCGCUCCGCCAACCCCUCCGCCUCCGCGUGUUCCUGCGCCUCCCCCUCCGCCACCCCCUCAUCCUCCGCCACCCCCUCCCCCUCGUGUUCCUGCGCCAUCUCCGCCCACCUCUCCCCCUCCGCGUGCUCCUUCGCCCCCUCCGCCACCUCCUCCCCCUCCGCGUGUUCCUGCGCCUCCCCCUCCGCCACCCCCUCCCCCUCCGCGUGUUCCUGCCCCCCCUCCGCCACCCUCUCCCCCUCCGCGUGUUCCUGCGCCUCCUCCUCCGCCACCCCCUCCCCCGCCACGUGUUCAUGCGCUCCCUCCGCCCCCCUCUCCCCCUCCGCGUGCUCCUUCGCCCCCUCCGCCACCCCCUCCCCCUCUGCGUGUUCCUGCGCCUCCCCCUCCGCCACCCCCUCCCCCGCCACGUGUUCAUGCGCCCCCUCCGGCCCGCUCUCCCCCUCCGCGUGUUCCUGCACCUCCUCCUCCACCCCCUCCCCCUCUGCGUAUUCGUGCGCACCCUCAGCCCCGCCCUCCUCCCCCUACUCCUCCCGCUGUCACCCCCUGCUAUUCCCUCCAUCCGCCUCCACCUCCUCCGCCGCCUCCCCUGCCACCUUCCCCACCGCCUUUCCAUCCUUGUCAGUUCGCUCCCCCGCUGCUGCCUCACCCGCGGCCCCCCCCCGUAUCGUAUGUGCGCGCCCCAUCGGCAGCCCACGUUCCUCUCCAACUGCCACCUUCACUCCAUCGCCGCCUCACUCCGUAGUCUCCGUGCCUUAAACCUCGACACGCCAGGGGAUUACACCGCUGAGUCCGUAGAGCACGUGGCCAGCAAGCUUCCACGCCUGACAGCCCUCGCGCUCUGCUCGAAUUCAAUCACCUGGGAGACGCUGUCUCGCCUCCUCGCGCUCCUCCCGUCGCUGCAGCGCCUCUCUCUCGUGUCCCACCGCCUCGCGCCCCUUCGGGAGCACCAGCAGCAAGAGGCGGAACUCGCAGCGGCAGAGCACUGCGGAGGACGGGCGAGGGGGUCAGCCGAUGCAGCAGAUAAUGCCGCGGCGGCUGUAGAGACGUCUCAAAAGUCGCCUGAUGCAGCUGAUGCGGCGGCUGCUCUUCUGGCUCACCUCUCCUCGCUCGCUGAGGCACCCCCGAAUGCCGACAUCCCUUUCUCGUGCGCAUCAGGCUCAGGCUCCCCGCUGGCGCCCUGCCUCUCCUCCAUCCGUCUAUAUAUCACCCCCCAUCACUCCGUUGCCUGGCAUCUGCUUCCCGCCUCCUCCCUCCUGCUCGCCCUCUCUGCUAACUGCGUCGCCACUGGAGCACAGACCAGCAGCAGCAUCACUGGCAGCAGAAGCGGCAGCGGCAGCGGCAGCGGCAGCGGCAGCGGCAGCGGCAGCGGCAGCGGCAGCGGCAGCGGCAGCGGCAGCGGCAGCGGCGGCGGCGGCAGCGGCAGCCAGUGCCUCUCACCUCCGUCCAUCUCCUCCUCUCUGCGCUCCUUUCACGCCCACACUUCCUCCCUGUCCACGUGGCAACUCGUGGGCCCCUUGUUCCGCCACCUCACCACUCUCGAUCUCUCCCAAACCGAAUUCCCACACUGCCCUCCUUCUCUCCUAAUCGAAACAUCCAAGUGCCCAACUGCGAGCGGCGAGGCGGCACUCUGCCACUCCAUCCGCUGCCUGCCUCUCUUACAGCGCCUCGCCCUCCCCUGGGCCACAGACGCCCUUCUGCUGCAAAUCUCCCUCUCCUGCCCGAACCUCAUCGCCUUGCAUGCGCAGCAGCUAGCUCGCUUCGCCGCGGUUGGCCCUGCUGCUGCCAGGAAUCCCAAAUGUUACGCUCUCUACUGGCCCUCCUCCUAUGCCAGGACCUUCUUCCAUGUUGCCCCCCCUCCCGUCCAACCGCUAGUUUCUGACGCUGGGGUGGUGGCUCUCGCAAACGGAUGCACGCGAUUGGUGCAGCUGAGUCUGGGCGGCUGUGAGAACGUGGGGCCAGUGGGGCUGCACCAGCUGGCAAGGCGAUGCGGGCGGCUGGAGGUGCUGCGGCUGGCGCGCACAGCGGUGGAUGAUGCUGCUGUCGUGGCGGCGCUGUUUGGCGACAGCUGGCGCGGCGGCGGUGUGGGUGGGGCAGUGAAUGCUCUUGUUGGCAGUGCUGCCGUUGCAUCUGAGUGUACCCCUGAAAUUUCACCUGGACCCGAUGACGCUACUACUGGUGCAGCAGGUAGUGCUCCUGAGCGUACUCCUGAAAUUUCAUCUUCUCCCGACGCCGCUGCUGGUGUAUGCAGUGCUUUCAGUGCGCCACUGCAGCUGCAGCUGCCGCGGCUGGUUCUGCUGGACCUGUAUGGAUGCCCGGGGGUGUCGUCUGCCCUCCUGCUCGCUCUCUCAGCAGCAGCCAGAGAGCUUGCUGGCAACAGGGAGAAGAGCAGGGAAACUGGGUUGGCUGAAGUGGUGGCGGUGGAUGGGGGGUGUGAGGAGCAGGAGGAAAUUGCAGGCGAGGGUGAGGGGCAUGAGGAGGAAAGGAUGAGGUGGAGAGGGUGCUUCUGGGGGCCGCAGGAUUUCAGGCUGCGGCGGCUGGUGGUGUCUCCUGGAGUGAUUGAUGGGGAUUGGUGGAGGGGAAGCAAAGAAGGUGGAAGCAAAGAAGGUGGAAGCGAGGGAGACAUGGGGAUGGGUGAAGGUGAAGGAAGUGGAGAAACUUGUUUCGAUAGUGUGGAGUUAAUGCGUGCUGGUAGGGAGGUUGGGAUGCUGCUGCCACGGCUGGUGGUGACUGGUAGAAGGACCGCAGAGCAUGUUUUGCCGUGGGAUGGCUUCUUUGGAGAGCGGCAACUUGCAGUGGUUGGUGGCGAGGAGGACGAGAGUGUUAUUAGUGCUGCUGAUGAUGAUACAUGUGAUGAUGAUGCAGAAUGUGGUGAUGCAGAAAGAGAUGAUGCAGAAUGGGAUUAUCCAGAAUGGGAUUAG
This is a messenger RNA of Closterium sp. Yama58-4, 2958 nucleotides long. The record is from the annotation of a GenBank genome assembly. NCBI's taxonomy places the organism in Eukaryota, Viridiplantae, Streptophyta, Zygnematophyceae, Desmidiales, Closteriaceae.